Octopus sinensis (East Asian common octopus) is the source of this 1141-nucleotide messenger RNA. RefSeq names its product protocadherin gamma-A3-like. Gene Ontology annotation, cellular component: plasma membrane. Gene Ontology annotation, molecular function: calcium ion binding. Bases 437 to 1141 code for a protein of 234 amino acids. NCBI's taxonomy places the organism in Eukaryota, Metazoa, Mollusca, Cephalopoda, Octopoda, Octopodidae. Gene Ontology annotation, biological process: homophilic cell-cell adhesion. The transcript has 2 exons. The record is from RefSeq and is a predicted model, not a curated record.
UUUGAUGUGUUUGUGUGACACAGACAACAUUGCAGUAAUUUCCUAUUGGAUGAGAGAGAUUUUCUAUAUUUCUUUCAAUAUUGAAAGUGAGGCUGAUAGCUUUUUUCUUUGUUCAUCAUACACACAAUUGUGUGUGUGUGUGUGGAGGACAUAGGGUUGUAACUAGCACACACCAGCAUCUGGCUAACAUCUCACCUCCCACUACAUACAGCAACUGUCACACUAUUAUAUCAGCAGUUACACAGGAACAGCAGCAGCAGUAACACAGGAACACUACUACAACAGCAGCAGUACCACUAUAAUACCACUACAGCAGCAGCAGCAGUUGGAGUGGAACACUACAGCAGGAUACACAUCAUCCAUCACACACAACUACAGUGAAGGAUUAAACAAUGCAGCAAUUUCUCCUGCUGAAAUGUGAUGAAGAAUUCCAGACAUGACAGCAUAUAUUGGUCUACUGUGUCUUCUACAUUUACUGAUCACCCUUGUACUGUCCAUAGAUAUUACAUACCAUGUCAAGGAAGAAGACAGACCUCACACCUAUAUAGGAGACAUUGCUGUUGACUCUAACUUAUCACACCCUCUCACACAUCAACAACACACUCUCAUUACAUUUACACAACUACAAAGGACAGUCGAGAGUGGUUCUCACUUAUUUAAUGUCACCAACUCAGGAAAACUAUACACAACUCAGACACUGGAUGCAGAGUCCCUGUGUACAUACAACAAAGAAUGUUCCAGAAUAGUUAAAGUAGCAGUGAGAAAAGGAAAAACAUUUAUGAAGAUUCUAAAAAUUAAAAUAUUAAUAGAUGACAUCAAUGACCAUUCUCCAGAAUUUCCACAGAAUGAAAUCACAAUAAAGUUUUUAGAGAGAGAUUUUAAAGGUACUAAAAUCCCACUUUUAAAUGCCAUUGAUGAAGAUAUUUCAAUAAAAAAUUCCCAAAUUACAUAUAUGAUCAAGAAAAGUAAAAGAGAACCAUUUUCACUCUCUGUCACAAAACACAAAGGUAUUUUCACACCUGAAAUAAUUCUUGAAGAUAAGUUAGACAGGGAAGUAAAAGACUCAUACAUGUUAACCUUGAAGCUAAAGAUGGAGGGAAUCCUCCCAAAACAGCUACACUCAAGGUACACAUAUCUGUAA